This is a messenger RNA of Centropristis striata (black sea bass), 3369 nucleotides long. RefSeq names its product ETS-related transcription factor Elf-1-like. NCBI's taxonomy places the organism in Eukaryota, Metazoa, Chordata, Actinopteri, Perciformes, Serranidae. Bases 581 to 1924 code for a protein of 447 amino acids. The record is from RefSeq and is a predicted model, not a curated record. Gene Ontology annotation, molecular function: sequence-specific DNA binding; DNA-binding transcription factor activity, RNA polymerase II-specific. Gene Ontology annotation, biological process: regulation of transcription by RNA polymerase II; cell differentiation. Gene Ontology annotation, cellular component: nucleus. The transcript is spliced from 8 exons.
AAGGGGGGAGAGAAAAAAAUUCAACACAAUUUACACUCAGCUAAAGCCUGUGUGGCACUUUCUUUGGUGGCUGAGAAUUCAAAAGAAGGGAAACUGAUCCCAGGUCUGUAAGCAGAUGAAGUUUCUGUGUUUGCCAAAGGGGAUGAGAACAAUUUCCGUUCCUCUUCUGGAUCCUCCAGGCAGCUGCUGCUCUGUCACACACUGACACAAGCCAUAAACACAAGGUUCAGUCAGACCACAGGACAGUUCAGCAGCCCCCACUUCCUCAUCGAGAGCAGAGCGAGUGAACACGAGUUUCCUGUGACGCCUCUGCGUCUCUGGUCAAUUGGUUUACUCACAUCACUUUUCCACUGUUGAAGCGCUCUGCUGCAUUGAAAGACAGCGGCCUUGUCGUGUCCUGAGGGGGGAAGCACACAGUCGGUCGACGCUGGUCAUCUGGAGAUUCUCUUUCCAAAAGCUGGAUCUGUCAGGACACACAGAGAAAGAAAAACAUUUGUUCAGUUAUUAAUAGUCUUCAGUGCAAAGCUGUGAUGCAGUUUUCACGCAGUUGAAGUUGUUUGUGAGGUUUGGAUAUUCAACCAUGCUGCAGCAGUCAGAGCUCAUCUUUGACUUUGCCAGUGAUCAUGUCAACAUGUCACAGUUGGGAGGUUACUCGGACUACCCUGCGGUGAUUGUGGAGCAGGUUCCCCAUCCACACCUGCUCACAUAUACAGGUCUAGCGUGUGAACAGUCACAGACAGAGCAUCACCACCAGCUCCUCAAAGUGGAGCAAUGUGAAAGUGGAGAGGAGGAAACCAUGGAGACACUUGUUGCUGCUGACUCGCUUCUUAACAUGGACUGCCCUGACACGCUCUCCCUGGAACACUACUCCCAGACCUUCUUACCAUCCCUGGGUGAUGUCAUCACUACUCCUGUUACCCAGGUGACUGUAUCAGCAGAGGGGAUUGUGGGGGCUGUUGACCAGCCUCAAUGGCACUCGUUGCACACAAAGAAGACUGCGGCACAGCUGCAGUCCAGAAAGAGAGGGAGAAAACCUCGACAUAGAAGGGCAGAGUCUCCCACACCGGACAUAAUAGUGAAGAAGGACAAAUACAACAAAGGAGGAAACACGCUGUACCUGUGGCAGUUCCUGAUGGAGCUACUGCAGGACCGACAGGUCUGCCCUCGCUACAUUAAGUGGACUAAUCCACACGCAGGAAUCUUCAAGUUAGUCAACUCAAAAGCAGUUGCCAGACUCUGGGGCAAACACAAGAACAAGCCAGAUAUGAAUUAUGAAACAAUGGGCAGAGCACUCAGGUACUACUACCAGAGAGGCAUCCUGAAUAAGGUUGAAGGCCAGCGUCUCGUCUAUCAGUUCACCUCUCUGCCCAAAGAUAUGAUCUACAUCACAGACGGAGACGGCACCAAAGAAGAAGAAGAUGACGAUCACGACGACAACAGCGGCAACGACGACGGAGUGAGCGACGACUCCGACGACAGCUCCAUACCUUCUAGCGACCAAUCAGUGGAGGAGGAAGAUUCACACCCGCCGCAGAAGAAGACGUCAUCCAGCUGCAUUCGGGCCCCGGCCGCCCAGCGGACCCGCCAGGCUCCCCGGGCCCCGGGCCAGCGGGACACCGUGCUGCGACCCGCCAGCAGCAGCAGCAGCUUGAUCCAGGAGCAGCAUUUGCCCAUUGUGUCCGCGGAGAUGCUGCGGACCCUCCAGAACCUGCAGAAGGUCCAGUCCCUGCAGCCCGCCGGUCACGGCUCGGUCUUCAAAACAGCUCAGCUGCUGGGGAGCCUGUGCGAGCGACAGGCUGCUGCCCAGGUGGCCGUGGACAGUGACGCCGCACGGGAGACACCCGACGGAAACUCACACGCAGGACUCAAAAUGUCACAUGUGGAGACUCCACAGCUGGUGUCCCUAACAAGCUCUGACCAAUAGAAAACACACACACAUGCACAUACACUCCACUGACUCAGGACCAGUUACAGAGCUGUACUUUGCUGUGGCAAUGCCUGCACACCAGGGCCUUUAUUUCUUAAGUGUGUAAGCGUGGAAGUACUGAUUUAGAGUUAUUUUUCAGUUUAGGAUUAUAUUAUGAAUUAGUUAAUUCUAGACCAAUACUUCCAUAAUUCCAUGACAUCCGAGUUGGCAGGAACCAAAAAUCUCUCCACAUUUAGCAGUUUAUUUUCUCAGAGACUAUAAAAGCUUCUAAUCUCAGCCUUCUGUCACCUCCUGUAGCUGUUAACUUACCAAAGACAGACAUGCACUGGAAUCUACAGCCUCUCUGCACCUGCAGACACGCCCCCUGCUUGCACUUCACCUCCAGCAUCAUGGAGGCAAUGAUCUGAUCACCACACUGUGCCCUCUUUCCUCUCCAUUCACUCUCAUUCUUUCCUACUUAUUUUUUUUAUUUUUAUUGUUUGUACCAUCACAUGCUGAAUCAUUCCUCUGCCUGAAAAACGGCUUUGCACUAAUGUUUACCCCUGCUGUAUGUUUCUUCUCUAAGUGCCUGACGAUGUGAGUCCAUCCUGUCCCUGCUUCCUGUGUUAAUCAUAAGGUUAUUGAGGGAAAACAUUCCAUAUUAUUGUUUUGUUUUUUUACUGAAUUAUGUUGUGAAUGGUUGAAAACAAGGGAUCACUGUUAUUUCUAGAAUAGUAAUUUGGCACUGCUGCUGUUUGUAAACAAUGUAUCGACACAGUGGACUUUCUUUUGUGGCAGUCACCAGUGAAAUGGCCUUUUAUUUACAUCCUCCUGUACAGUCAUAUUGCUACUAUUUAGCCUCUCUGCUAUGCACACAUUCUGUUUAGUUAUUACUCGUAUAUAUAUUUAUAUAUAUGCAUAUAUGGACCUCUAAAGCCUUGAUAUCUUCAUGUGUUGUGUGUUGUAUACUGUAUGUCUGUGCUUGACUUUGUGCCAUUUUCUCCCUCAGGUUCGUUCAAAAAUUAGUUUAUCUGCACAGACUGUACACUCUAUGCAAGGAGUAGAACAGCUGGCCCUUUUUAUAAUGAAGUAAUGCUAAGUUUAGUGUUUUCCCUUCAGUUGAUCUUAGCUUCACUCCGAAUAUGAACCGAGUUUGUAAGAUUUAGGUCGACUUCUGUGAGGCUAAAACUUGGUUAAGAAAAAAAUGCUUAUAACUGUGCCUUUGCCCCCAGGGAACCCUAUGCAAAACUGAUUUCACUUUAUUACUGAGUAAACCGUUUAUUUGGAAUCCCCUCGCUGUGCUUUAUCUGGAGGUCUCUUGAUACUGUAAGUUUUACUGAUAUUGAAAUGUAAGCUUGUAGCAGAGGGAGAGGUGGACUUUCCGUUGCCUUAUUUUGGUGUGUUUGCUUUCAUGCAGUCCGGAGGUAUCUAUUAUAUGAAAUAAACUUAAUUUUGUCACUGUC